UCUGGCCCCCUCGUCACUUGUCCAUCACUAUCCGCCGUUCGAGAAAACGAAACACUGGACUGAAGCCUCGAUAAAGGACCCCACUAUAUUUUCAAAGUUAUUACACCAAAAGAUAGUGGUGAGAAAGAUCAUUAAGCCUGGUCUCGAACUCAUAUACACCCACAUCUACACAUACACACACACACACACAUCCAUAAACUUGAUCUCACGCAACUCACAUCUCAGCACCGAAGAAAAAGACAGAGAGACAAACAAAGCAGACAAAAAAAAAAAUCACAAUGUCUCGCACACUCCCCAAUAUCAUCAUCACCGGUACUCCCGGCGUCGGCAAGACCUCCCACUGCGAGCUCCUGGCCGAGCGCACGGGGCUCAAGCACCUGUCCGUCAACGACGUGGUCAAAUCCAAGGAGUGCCAUGAGGGGUGGGAUGAGGAGUACCAGAGUUGGAUCGUUGAUGAGGAUAAGCUCCUCGACGCCAUUGAAGACGAAGUCAAGCAGGGCGGUUGCAUAAUAGACUGGCACGCUUGCGACUUGUUCCCCAAGAGCUGGAUUGAUUUGGUGGUGGUUUUGAGAGUUGAGAGUUCAGUGUUGUAUGAUCGGUUGACCGAGAGAAAAUACCCCGAGCUCAAGCUUCAGGAAAACCUCGACUCGGAGAUCAUGGAGGUUCUCUUGCAGGAGGCCCGCGACUCAUACGACGAGGAGAUUGUUGUCGAGUUGCAGAGCAACGAUGCCGAGCAGAUGGAUGAAAACGUGGAUCGGAUCGAGGCUUGGUUUAAGCAGUGGAAGGAGAACAACAGCUCUGCAUAAGGGCUGAUGUUGAGUUUCGGGGUAGAAAAGAUGAGUAAUGGCAAUGGGGGCAAUGUAAAAAAGGGAAAAGUGGUCUUGAUACCCGGAUUCGAUGUGAUCUUUUUGCAAGAAUAGGGCGGCAGUAUAUACAAAAAGGAGGUGUAAAAGCGGCGUAAUCUACGUAAGGUUCACGAAAACUCACAAAAACGCAUAUGAAUCAGAAAGAG
Neurospora crassa OR74A is the source of this 1012-nucleotide messenger RNA. Its product is annotated as POS9-activating factor FAP7. Lineage: Eukaryota; Fungi; Ascomycota; Sordariomycetes; Sordariales; Sordariaceae. Gene Ontology annotation, molecular function: ATP hydrolysis activity; AMP kinase activity; ATP binding. The coding region runs from base 279 to 806 and encodes 175 amino acids. The transcript is spliced from 4 exons. The record is from RefSeq and is a predicted model, not a curated record. Gene Ontology annotation, cellular component: nucleus; cytoplasm.